AUGAGGCCUGCUCGUCUGGUUCUUCGUCCCUUUGCGGUGCCGCUGGCUCGGCCCAGCUAUGGCCGACAUGUCAAUCCCCGGCUGAUCUCUACCGUCAGCUCUCGUGCAUCCGCUGCUGCUGCCGCCGCCGUAGCCCAACCGCAAGAGCAGUUACCCGAUCAUCUGCCUCCUUUUCCCGCCGCCGGGCCGCACCCCAUCGCCGUCCCCACGAGGAGUCGCGAAUCGUCCCCGGCCGAUGCCGCCCGUACUCUCCGUGACGCCGUCUCCGCUCUUCAGCCGAGGAAUGACUGGACCAGGGAGGAGAUAACGGCGAUCUACGACCAUCCCCUGAUGGACUUGGUGCACCAAGCUAGCCUAGUCCAUCGCCGCUUUCACAAGCCAUCCGAAGUCCAGCUCUGCACGCUCAUGAACAUCAAGACCGGCGGCUGCACCGAGGACUGCGCGUACUGCGCGCAGGCGACGCGAUACCAGAAGGGCACGGGCCUGCAGGCGAAGAAGGUCGAGACGGUCGAGACGGUGUUAGCAGCGGCGCGGGCGGCCAAGGAGAACGGCAGCACGCGCUUCUGCAUGGGCGCCGCGUGGCGGGACAUGCGGGGGCGCCGGACGAGCCUGCGCAACAUCGCCGACAUGAUCCGCGGGGUGCGCGCCCUCGGCAUGGAGGCCUGCGUCACGCUCGGCAUGAUCGACGGCGCCCAGGCCCGCGAGCUCCGUGACGCCGGCCUCACCGCCUACAACCACAACGUCGACACGAGCCGUGAGUUCUACCCCUCCGUGAUCUCCACCCGCACCUACGACGAGCGCCUCCAGACCCUCGCCCACGUCCGCGACGCCGGCAUCCACGUCUGCUCCGGCGGCAUCGUCGGCCUCGGCGAGACCGCGACCGACCGCGUCGGCCUCCUGCACACCGUCUCGACCCUGCCCGCGCAUCCCGAGAGCUUCCCCGUCAACGCCCUCGUGCCCAUCAAGGGGACCCCUCUCGGCGACCGGGAGCCGAUCGACUUCACGAGCAUGCUUCGGACGAUCGCCACCGCCCGCAUCAUCAUGCCCGCCACCAUUGUACGGAUCGCGGCCGGCCGGAAGACUAUGUCUGAGGAGAAGCAGGCCCUGUGCUUCAUGGCCGGCGCCAACGCCAUCUUCACCGGCGAGAAGAUGCUGACGACGGAGUGCAACGGCUGGGACGAGGACAAGGACAUGUUCGACCGCUGGGGGCUGGAGCCCAUGAGGAGUUUCGACAAGUCUCCGCCCCCUAACGAGCUGAGCUAG
Durotheca rogersii is the source of this 1263-nucleotide messenger RNA. RefSeq names its product biotin synthase. Gene Ontology annotation, molecular function: biotin synthase activity; 2 iron, 2 sulfur cluster binding. The transcript has 4 exons. The record is from RefSeq and is a predicted model, not a curated record. NCBI's taxonomy places the organism in Eukaryota, Fungi, Ascomycota, Sordariomycetes, Xylariales, Xylariaceae. Gene Ontology annotation, biological process: biotin biosynthetic process. The coding region runs from base 1 to 1263 and encodes 420 amino acids. Gene Ontology annotation, cellular component: mitochondrion.